AUGAUGUUCCUCUCAUUCCUUGCUAUUUUAUCGAAUUUGGCGACAGUCUCCAGUAUUUUUCACGAGGAUUUCUGUGAUCCGGCAGUGUUUUUGGAGGAAUUUGAUGUGGAAGCGAAUGUUUGUUGGAUCCAAAUGAUCGGUCGAAGGGCUUUGAAGGAGCUCAAAAUUGAUGUUUUGCAGGUGAGGGUUACUGUAAUUCUUGCAAUUUUUGGUUUUUUAGCGAUUUUUGAGAAAUUUUUUUUUGGAAUUUUUUGAUUUUUUUGGAUUUUCAGAAAAAAUUCGGUAAAAAAGAUAUUUUAAUUGUGUUUUGUGAGCUAGAUUACUGUAAUUUUUACGCUUUUUCAUCGAUUUUUUGGAAAAAAAAUUUGAAAUUGUUUUUGAUUUUUUUUAAAUUUCCAACAAAAAAUCGGUAAAAAAAGCUCUCCUUAACACUGCUACCCCAAUAUAUUUUUUCCAGAAAAAAUUACAGUACUAUUUUCAAUAAACUUUAUUUUUUUUUAUUUUCAGGUCGGAUUUUACAUGGAGGAUGUGGAUUUGCUCGAUCCCACCAGAUCAAAAUCAACGAAUUUAAUGGUCAAUUAUCGUAAUAUUACUCGGGACUUUGAAUUCAACAAUUUCCAAUGGAUCGAGCAUGAAAAAUCCGCAGUUAUGCUCAAAUAUCAGGAUAAAUGUGAGAUUUUGGAGGAAAUUUUUUAGUUUUUGGGGAAAAAGUGGAAAAUAGAGGCUGUCAAUUAUAGUAAAAAGCUAUGUAAACUAGCCCUUGUACUUUUAUUUGACUGAUCAUGGCCUUAAAUUGAAGAAAACCCAGCGAUUUUUAGAUGGAAAUUAUAAAUUUUUGGAUUUUUCACAAUUUUUUGGGAAUUUUCUUUCAAAAAUCGAUUUUUGAAGCCAAAAAAAGCUAUGAAGGCUGUCUUACAGUAAACUCAGAGGCUUUUCGGAGAAUUUGAAACAUUUAUUACGCACCAAACCAAGGAAAAAAUUGAGGUUUUUGAGCGAAAAAUCGAAAUUUUCCUAUUUUUGAUGACUUUUUUAGUUUUUCUUGCAGAAAAUCGAUUUUAUGAAUUGAAAUUUUAUGUCAGAUGUAUUUCACAGUAAUCGUAGAUGCCUUGUUCACAAUUAUACGGCAUUUAUAGCUCAUAUCUACUACACAAUUUGAGGUUUUUGAGCAAAAACCCCAAAAUUUUCCAAUUUUUGAUGACUUUUUUUUGUUUUUCUUCAAAAAAAUCAUUUUUUUCCGCUUUCCAGACCUAAAAUUCCUCUUUGUCUAUCGACACGAUGGCCAAGUCCGCCAAGAACUCCAUGUGGCCAAGAAGGCGUUCGACACUUUUGGCGUCUACGAGCUCACUUUGGCCAGAUAUUCCCCAUUUCUUCAGCAAAUUUUUGUCGUUUUCUUGGAUAAAAAUCGGAAAAUCAGUGUGAGUUACAGUAACCCGAGGCCUAGGAAAUGAUAUUUAAUGGAAAAUUCCGUAUUUUAAGGCCGAUUUUUAACAACAUUGCGUAUUUUAAAACCGAUUUUUUACCUGAAAAGUUGAUUUUUUCAUCGAAAAACAGCUAAAGUACGGAAUUUUUUGACCGAUUUUACUUGAAAAUUUCAUUUUUUUCACUUUUUUUUUUCACUGACAAAAUUUCGUAUUUUUUGACCGAUUUCUUCCCGGAAAUUUGAUUUUUUAGUUGAAAAUUUACAAAAUUUCGUAUUUUAAGACCGAUUUUUUACCAGGAAAUUUUGAUUUUUUAGUGGAAAAUUUACAAAAUUUCGUAUUUUAAGACCGAUUUUUUACCAGGAAAUUUGAUUUUUUCACCGAAAAUUGACGAAAUUCGGAAUUUUAAGACCGAUUUUUUACCCAGAAAUUUUGAUUUUUUCAUCGAAAAUUGGCAGAAAUCCGGGAUUUUUUGAUCAUUUUUUCUCGGAAAUUUUGAUUUUUUCAUCGAAAAUUGACAAAAUUCGGAAUUUUAAGACCGAUUUUACUUGAAAAUUUCAUUUUUUUCACCGAAAAUUGACAAAAUGACGUAUUUUUUGACCGAUUUUUUACCAGGAAAUUUGAUUUUUUAGUGGAAAAUUUACAAAAUUUCGUAUUUUAAGACAGAUGUUUUACCCGGAAAUUUGAUUUUUUCAUCGAAAAUUGACAAAAUUGCGUAUUUUUUGACCGAUUUUUUCCCGGAAGUUUGAUUUUUUUAGUGGAAAAUUUACAAAAUUUCGUAUUUUAUGACCGAUUUUUCCCCGGAAAUUUUGAUUUUUUCAUCGAAAAUUGGCAAAAAUCCGGAAUUUUUUGACCAUUUUUUCCCCGGAAAUUUGAUUUUUUAGUGGAGACUUUACAAAAUUGCGUAUUUUUAGACCGAUUUUUAACCUGAAGAUUUGACUUUUCCAUCGAAAAUUGGCAAAAAUCCGGAAUUUUUUGACCAUUUUUUCCCGGAAAUUUAAUUUUUUUCAUCGAAAAAUUUCGUUUAUUUUUCAGAUUCUCGAAAGAUACCGUCUUAUCACAACUGCCCGGGGAUUUCUGGUCAAAAAACUGAAACGUCAAUAUUUGGGAAGGCAUGUGACGGACUUGGCCGUCGAUCGCCUGGCCAAUGAUUUGGUCGGACUGGUCCGACAACCCAUUGGUCAGAUGAUUUUACGAGGCCAACUAGUGAAUGACACUGUUUUGAUGGAGAAGAUCGCCGAAACUGGGGUCAAUAGCCGAUUGGUGGCGGUAAAGGAGGAGCAUUUGUUGAUGGUUGUGGACCAUCCAAGGCAUGGAGAGGAGGUGGUCAUGUAUAAUAUGGCCAGUAAGUUUUUUUGGGGUGCUUUGGGAUUUUUGGAUUUUGCACAGUGCAGUUUUUUUUUUUUUUUUUUUUUUUUGAACGCAUUUUUCAGACAUGACCUCCAGCAGUUGUCUGUAUCGUAUUGGUCGAGGGCUGGAACCGAUUUUCAAGCGAUUUUCGAUUGUUUGUGAGGACAGAAACACUACCUUGGCUAUUUGA
Molecule: messenger RNA, 2958 nt
Organism: Bursaphelenchus xylophilus (pine wood nematode)
Lineage: Eukaryota; Metazoa; Nematoda; Chromadorea; Rhabditida; Aphelenchoididae
Source: the annotation of a GenBank genome assembly